AUGUCUGUCAUGCGCCCUUGUUCACGAGUCGCUACUCGUGCCGCCUCUUCAUAUCCCUCCUGUGUGCGCACAUUCGCCUCGUCGACACCACGCGCCGACGAGCCCAAGCGAUCUGAUGUCUUCGGAGGUCUGCUGGAGUCACUCAAAGCCACAAGCGACAGAGCCCGCCCGAGAGCCCCCCCAAGAACAACUACACGUACCAUGCCAUACAACUCACAGGAUUCUGGCCUUGCCAGAAACGACCCUCACAAGCUUUUGGAGCAAACUGCAAGAGAUCUCAGGAGAAACAGACAGGACGAGGCCACAAUGACUGCCGUACAGGAGACGGUCGACUUUGAAAGACAGAUGACACGCAAGUGGAAGGAUGGAGACGUCUAUGCCCCUCACGAUCUGAGCGGUGUCGAGAUGGCCAAGUGGCAGAAAGGCCAGCCAAAGGGUAGACCGAAGAAGGAUGUCUUUGAUAUGUUGAAGAUCAAUCCCUUGAAUCACUAUUGGAUGGGCAAGAUCAAGCACUCCAAGGACACAGGAUUGAGACCAGUCAACCAAAGGAAGGUGGCCAAGGCAGUCAGAAGAGCUAUCGGCCUUGGUUUGAUGCCCAGUGUGCACAGGCAUCCCGAGAUUCUGCAACCGAGAGGAGCUCUAGGCCGAUAG
Aureobasidium uvarum is the source of this 651-nucleotide messenger RNA. Lineage: Eukaryota; Fungi; Ascomycota; Dothideomycetes; Dothideales; Saccotheciaceae. The record is from the annotation of a GenBank genome assembly.